AUGGUUACUAUAAUAAAGAAUCAGUUACUGAAACAUCUAUCGAGGUACACAAAAAAUUUAUCACCAGAGCAGAUCUCCCUCUCGGCUCUCCGAGGGUCCGGUGAGCUGCAAGACCUGACCCUAGACGAGGAUCUCUUAACUGAUCUCCUGGAACUGCCUGGCUGGGUUCGGUUGACCUCGGCAAAAUGCAACCGAGCCUCAUUCAGGAUACAAUGGACCAAACUUAAAACAGUUCCUAUUGUCUUGAAUCUAGACGAAGUUCACAUAGCUCUUGAAGUAUGUGCGGAGCCCCGAACGAUGAACCCGAGUGCGGCGGGUGCUAUGCCCAUACCAGGAAAAUAUAGCUACAUACAUAAGGUUAUAGAUGGAAUAUCAGUGGCUGUGAAUCAAGUGCAAAUAGAGUUCAAAUGUGAUGCUUUCACCAGUAGUGUUCAGAUCGCGAGGGUGACGGUGGAAUCUAGGACACCGGAAGGCAGGAAGGGUGACCUAAGACUGACUAGAAUCAAAUCACCUGAUACAGGGCAACUGCUUAUAUUUAAGGAAUUAGAGUGGCAAAACGCUCGUAUAGAGGCAAAAGCUCACGGCGUCGCUGCGGCCAACCUUCCUCCUCUACGGUUGCUUCUGGGGAACACGCAUUGUCGGAUAGUUAUUAAGAAAAGACUGUCAGACUGCGCAGUCCUGGGCUCGCGGCUGGUGCUGCGGCCGGAGCCGCUGGCGUGGGCGCUGACGGACGGCCAGCUGCGCGCCGCGCUCGCCUGCGCCGCCGCGCUGGCCGGGCCCGUCAAGCGCGCCACCGACCACGCCACGCGCACCAAGGCCGCGCACAAGAUCGAAGAGCCCCGUGAACAGAUCCAGAGCCGUUCAGCGUCAGGGGACAAAGACAUAAUCGCUCGCAUGUUCGCUCGUCACGACGUCCGUGAAACUUCCUAUCACCUGCUGGCGCCCCGGAUCGACCUGCAUUUAUGCGACGACCCUGGAUUGGGUAGGUCAGAGAUGCCUCAACUCGCGAACGGGGGAGCGUUGCAAGUGACACUCGUCAGCAUGCAAGCAGACUUGUUUCCCUACCACAAGGCUUCUACUGACAGGCGCCAUUGGAGGGGAUAUAGGGAAGCAGCUACCCCUCACAGUCUUUGGCUGUCACAAGCGUUGAAUACUUUUUGUACCACCCUGCUGGAGCAAUUUGAGACCAGGCCUAUGACACCCAGUGCUAAGAUGAGUCAAAACGGGAAAGUAGAGGAACCUGCGGGAAACACCACUGCUUCCCACACUGCACCCACCACUCCCACUGCAACCCAAGCGUCACCCACCCGAUCGAAAAUACUCCAGCAAUUCGGGAAGCUAAUGACCACCUGCCUCGUUCUCAGGAUAGAUGAUUUCACCGUUUACAAGGUGACGACAGGCUCCAAGUCAAGAGAGGCACCUCGGCCUCUGGUGAGUGCUGAAAAGGCUAAUCUUCCAGGAGACGCGGGUCUUUUACAUGCUGAGCUGACGUUCUUUUACUACCCUGGAGAUGUGUGCUUUCCUGUGCCGCCCCCCAAGCUGUACGUACAACUGAGUCCAGUGCGGGUGUCGGUGGACGUCCCGAGUGUGCUGUGGCUGGCGGCCUUCCUUCCUCAUGUGGCUGAGGCUGCGGCCGACAAUGCGCCCACUGACAGCUCCUCCACCUACAUGGACGUGCGGGCUGAGGCCAUCAUGCCGAGGAUUGUGCUAGAAGCUGGUCCGGAACAUGUAUCUCAACAACGAGACCGACCAAAGGAACUUCACAUAUGUACAGCGAGGGCAACGUUUACCAAUGUACGAGAAUCGCCAAGAACAAAUACACCGGGCACAAGGGCAGACCUAGCGUCAAUAAUAUCAGCUAUAAGGAGGUCAGCGCCGCCUCGGGGACAGUUCCCUUGCUCAUCGGACGACCUCGACCCGCUACAUGAGCAGUUUCUUUUACAUGCUGAUAAUCUGGACGACGUCGAGCGCGGCCCAGUGGUCGGGCCGGAGAGCACGUGGCGCGAGGCUCGCGGAGUGUGGUGCGCGCGCGUGGAGCCGCUGUGGGCGGACUUCUGCGGCGCGCGCGCUGCCGGCGCCCGCCCUACGCCGCUUCUGGACGCCACGCCGCUCACCGCCUGGAUCUGUUUUGAAGAGGGCUUCUCUCGUAUCUGGGUAAUUGGGCGCACCUGUGGGUUGAGUGGGUUGCAAUUGAACCACUACCAGCUUCUGUUUCUACUGCGGCAAUUGGAACGUAUUAGCGAACUGACGGCGUGGCUUGGACACCAGGCUAGCAGAAUGCCUGAAGCUGAUCAAGGGUCAUUAGUAGUUGCUCUAGUCGUACCAGCUGUGGAGGUAACCGUGGUUCUGCCGACAAACUGUCCAGGACAAGAGUCUUCCAGAGAUCUGGAUAGCGUGCCGUUUGAUUCUUCCAGCCUUAAUGAUUUGAAAUUAGGAUCAGAGGCAACAAUGGCUCCGUCGAUGUUGGAUAAAGACAGUGGCGUGCUGGCAACACAGAGUUCUAUUGAAGUGUGUACCGUCCAACCUAUACCUGUGGAGGAGAUACAACCUCCGAGUCCUGGAUUGAAUUUUGGAGGUUUCUCAUCGAUGAGGCGUGGAAUCACUUCUCUGGUGACGUCUAUCGAUAGCGCGCUGACGCGAGAUGACGGACGUAGUGACGCUGCCUCCACCGCUAGCUCAGACAGCGAUCGCUAUGUCGUGGUGGGGCUGGCGGCAGAGACGCCAGACGACGCCGAUGUCGCUUUCAGAGAGUUCGAGCACGGACGCAUGGCUAGCGGUGUAGAGGUGGCGGCCGAGGUGGUGGAGAGAUCCUCAUCUCCCAGCGACCAUUCCAUCACCAGCUCCUGCAAGCGAAGGGACGUGAUAUCAACGUGCACGUUCCGCCUGAACAACAUACAUCUAGUUCAGCAGAGCACGAAUGGUAAAUCGUGCAUGCGUUUCGUCGCUGAUGACCUGAAGACCGACGAGUGCCCUUCGAUACCCUGGGACGAGUUUCAGAGUAAGUUUUCGAUGCGCGCCCGAGCUUGGUCAGGGCCAGAGUUUGAUUGUGACGAACUAAAACCUCGAGAGACUCCAAAAAUAGCAGCUAGGCUUAUGCGGACAGAACUGCCGAGGAUUGGAAGUGAAAUGGACAAGCCAGCAGGUUUGGUACCGUAUGAAGAAAUAUUAGAAGCACGUAUCAGGGACUUGAACAUUGCCCUCAACAUGAACACGGCCCUGGCGCUGUCUGAGUUUAUUGAAGAUGAGGUGGUGCUUCCUCCGAUGCCUUUAGAGGUGUUAAUAGAAAACGUUAAAUUGCGACUAAUCGAAGACAGACCAACGCGUGCCAUAUCAUCCCCUCCACCGCAACCGUUAGACCUGGAUCUCACGAGCUUGCGUCUCAACCGGGAUACCUCAGGUGUUGUCCACUUGGGACCCAUGAUUUCUUCAAGAACAGUCUCCCCCAGCAGUCCACCACCUGAACUGCAAAUGGCGAUGGACGAAAUACAAAAGUUGAACGAAGAAAAUGAAGGAUUAAAGAAAAGAUUGGCCACGUUGAAUAGGAUAGCUGAGGAUAAUCGAGAGCUGAGGGCGAAAGUGGAGGAGGUGAGCGCUCUGCGGCACUGCGCGCACGCAGCACAGCAGGAGGCGGCGCGCCUGCUGGCCGACAAGCACGAGCUGCUGGAGGCCGUGCGCCUGCUGCAGGAGCAACUGUCGGAUCCGUGCCGCGGAAAGAGAUAGCGUUCCCGCGGCGGAUCGCAGGCGUGCCUCGACUGCGCCGCCUGCACCGCCUGCUGCGGACAACGCCUCUAGACCACCUGCGCCACUGAGCUACUGGGGCUUGAAGUUCGCGACCAGACAUGACACAUUGACACGUUCGCUCCCCAAACUUGAAGAUAACUGCAGCAAAUCAGAAAUUUAUACCGUCAUGAUAAUAAUACAAAUAGAAUAUACUAGAUUUUCAUAAUUUGUGUAAUAGGAAUAAAUUGUACAACUUUCUGAAUAUGACAUGAGAAUAAAAGACAUGCAUAUGACAUGAGAAUAGAAGCUAAACCUCUGAUUAAUAUUAUGGUAUUAUGGCGUUUUGAAUAUAUUCAUCGUCUGAUGCAAAUAUUAGGGUAUAAUUAAUGUACUCGUAGCGAACGUACUGAAACUACAACGAGGUUAAAAACCUGAACAGUAAAAACUCGAUGUUGCCAACCUUUAUAAAUUAUCAUCAAAGCUGCCAGAAGUAAAUAAUUAGUAGUUGGAAAUAAAAUUAUAAAAUGGCAUGAAGGGGAUUUUUUACACUUUUUUGCUAGAUAAAAUAUAAGAACAAGCGGCCAAGUGUAAAUUGUAUUUGUACACAAAGGAUUCCGUACGACACUGGAUCCGAGAGUCUUGUUAAACCCUAAAAAUAUUAUGAAACUUAAAAUCAACUUUCAAAUGUGAGUGAAUAUGAGAGUUCAAUAUAAUUUGUUAAAAAAUUCAAGAACUUCCAUAAGAGGUGGACUUUUGCUACCGCGAACUGUCUAUUAAAAUGACUAACCUAUAGUAAUCAAGUAGUGGUAAAUGAAAUCCUUAA
This is a messenger RNA of Melitaea cinxia (Glanville fritillary), 4543 nucleotides long. Its product is annotated as UHRF1-binding protein 1-like. The transcript has 28 exons. The record is from RefSeq and is a predicted model, not a curated record. The coding region runs from base 1 to 3720 and encodes 1239 amino acids. NCBI's taxonomy places the organism in Eukaryota, Metazoa, Arthropoda, Insecta, Lepidoptera, Nymphalidae.